Molecule: messenger RNA, 2357 nt
Organism: Vanessa atalanta (red admiral)
Lineage: Eukaryota; Metazoa; Arthropoda; Insecta; Lepidoptera; Nymphalidae
Gene: dx
Product: protein deltex
Exons: 8
Coding region: 269-2230 (653 amino acids)
Biological process (GO): Notch signaling pathway; protein ubiquitination
Cellular component (GO): nucleoplasm
Molecular function (GO): ubiquitin protein ligase activity; zinc ion binding
Source: RefSeq, a predicted model, not a curated record
CGACAUCGAAAUUCCUUAUUCCAUUGGUCUCUCGCCUUUCACGAGAAAAAAGUUGUGAUUUACAUAUAAUAACGAGUUUUAUAACUCGUUUUCUACUUUAAAAUAUCCUUAGAUACUAAAUAUUUCAUUUUAAUAUAAAUAACUGCUAAAAUAAGUUGAAAAGUGAUAAUAGACAAUGAAAUUUAUUAAAUAAUAAGUACUGAUUGAUGUGUAUCGCGUUUCAGGCCGUUUAAAACUAAUUGGAAUUGGAUAUGACAACUUCAGUGUGAUGUCGUCUGUUCAUUCUGUGGUGGUAUGGGAGUGGCAGCAAGACGGGCAGUGGCUACCCCACUCCCCUGGAGUCGCACGCACUUUAGAGAGAGCUCACGCUAAGAAACUAACGAGAGUAGUACUGGCCGAUGCAGAGCCAGCACUCAAAGGACACUAUGUCAAUCUCCGUACACUUACUCAAAGUUCAGACACACCAGGUGUGGGCGAGUGUGCGGUGCGUCGCUCGUGCUACAGCGUACAGUCGCCGGGAGGUCGCGGGGCGCGCUGGGAGUGGGCGCGACUCGCCGACCCGCCGCGCGCCGCCGAGCUCAGAUACGACCCUCUGCCCAUGGAGGUGCAAUGUCGACUGGAGGAGGCGUGGUCACGCGGCAUGGACGUAGUCCAGUGGGAGGGCUGGGUGCUGUGCGUGUCCAGUAUGACAGCGCGUGGGGGCGGCGCGGCCCCCCUGCGGCUGCUGCGUCGCGCCGCGCACCCCCCCUAUCCCCUGACGCGCUCCACGGCGCCGCCCGCGCCCCUCACCCCGCUCGCUCCGCCGCCUCACCCCCCGCACCCACAACACGCGCCCAUUCCGCCCGAGCGUCCUUGCCUCGACGCAAGAAGAACCCGAAUACCCCAACAGCACACGGGUUCCAGUGUGCAUUCAGUCCAAUCGGUUCAGUCGAUGCAGUCCGUGAAGUCUGCUAAAUCUGUGCAGUCCGUAAAGUCUGCACCGGCGCAUACGCACUCCGCGCGGGACUCGAGGGAGAGGAAUGGAGCGCGAAGUGCCUCACCCAAGGACAGGAAGCCGGGAUUGGCUCGACAAAUAUUACACAACCUCAAUAUAUUUAGCAACAACAGCAAGGCCGCAGCCGCCGCGGCCGCCGAGCACGAGCGCGAGCGCGAGCACGAGCGCGAGCGCGAGCACGAGCACGAGCAGCGCCACACCGACACCGAGAGCAGCAGCACGCGCUCGGCGCGCCGCCACAGCGUCGACACCGUGUCCACCUACCUCAGCCACGAGAGCAAGGACAGCCUGCAGCAAGCGGUAGUGGGGGAGCUGUUGAACUGCAGUGCGGGCAGCGACGAUGUGUUCGAGGCGGCCGAUUCCGGACCGGACUUGUUGACUGCCUCUGACGACCGGAAUAUAGCAAACUACUCGCCGACAGACUGCAACCUAAGCGCCGAACUACACCAGCUGUCCGUCACGGCGGACACGGGGCUCGACGGCGCGACGGACGGCGACGGCGAGGGCGAGGGCGAGGGCGACAGCGAGGACGAGGAGAGCAUCUGGCGCUGGGUGUCCGACGUGUCGCGGCCGCAGUGGGGCGCGCUGUGCUGGGCCUGCGCGCGCCCGCUGGACCCGCACGACGCGCUGGACCCGCACGAGCCCGACCCCGCCGACCCCGACCCGCGCGCCGCGCGCGCCGUGGCGCUGGCCGCCUGCCACCACGUGCUGCACCUGCGCUGCCUGCGCGAGCACCUGGAGCGCCUGCGCGCCGGCGGCGAGCGGCCCUACAUCGCGUGCCUCGUGUGCGGCGCGCAGUACGGGCGGCGCGCGCGGCGGCGCCGGGCCGGCGAGCAGCCGCCGGGCUCCAUGGCGUGGCGCCGCGAGCCCGGCGCGCUGCCCGGCCACCCGCACGCCGCGUCCAUCCUCGUGACGUACGACUUCCGGUCGGGGCGGCAGGGCGCGCGCCACCCGCGGCCCGGCGCGCCCUACUACGCCGUGGGCUUCCCGCGCCACUCGCUGCUGCCGGACACGCCGCUGGGCCGGCAGGUGCUGGCGGCGCUGCGCGCGGCGUGGGAGCGGCGCGUGCUGUUCACGGUGAGCGCGUCGCAGACGACGGGGCGCGAGCACGUGGUGGCGUGGCGCGUGCCCCCCCCGCCCGCCGCGCCGCACCACUACCUGCCGCCGCACCCGCCGCGCCCGCUGCCCUGCGCGCUCACGCACCUGGCGCGCCUGCUGCGCGACUCGUCCGCCUGACGCAGUCGUCGCACCUGACGACUGCCGACGUGUGUCUUCCAGUACAUUUUCAAUGUAAGCUCGGCCAAUACGUGCAUUUUUAUUUUAAGAAUUAUUAAGAAAAUCCGUUAUGAUAUUUAUAUUUCUA